GUUGAUUUUCUGCUUCGCGGAGCAGACGACCACCACACUCCAGUGCCAUCUUCAUUUCGCUCGUCCGAAAAGUUGACUCUAAGUUUAGUUAGUUCCUGCGCCGGCCGCACUGGAAAAUGUUGAAAAUUUGCAAUGCAUGUCGACAGAAAAUAUUCUGUCAGCAGCUUAAACGGAAUCUUCACCAAACUAAGAAGGUUCUUUGUUCAGAAGUUGAGAUACACCACAACAAGAAAAGAGCUCCAAACAGCUUUUCCUGGAGAACGCAUUCAUGUGGGGAGCUAUCGGCAGCCCAGGUUGGAGAGUCGGUCAUGCUAUGUGGAUGGAUCCAACACAAACGCUACAACUUUAUGCUGACUGUGAGGGACUCCUACGGCGUUACGCAAGUUGUGCUUCCAAAAGAAGAGAAGGAGUCACUUUCCACAACGGAUACAGUAGACGAAAUCCACUUAGAAUCCGUUGUCAUGAUAACAGGAAAAGUGCAAUUGAGACCAGAGGGCCUAACAAACCCGAAAAUGGCAACUGGCGACAUUGAAGUUGCAGCUAGUGAAAUCAAGGUGUUGAAUCCCAGCAAGGAAAAACUUCCCAUACAUAUUAAUGAUUUCCAACAGGCCAAGGAAUCACUGCGGAUGCAGUACAGAUACCUGGAUCUUAGGAGUAACAGGAUGCAGCACAAUCUCCGGCUCCGGUCUGAGAUUAUCAUGAAGAUGAGGGAAUUCUUAUGUAAUCAGCAUGGUUUUGUUGAUGUGGAGACGCCCUCUCUAUUCAGAAGAACCCCAGGCGGAGCCAAGGAAUUCUUAGUCCCGACCCACCAACCGGGGAAGUUUUAUACCUUGCCUCAAAGCCCUCAGCAGUUCAAACAGUUGUUGAUGGUGGGAGGGUUAGACCGCUACUUCCAGAUUGCCAGGUGCUACAGAGACGAAGGCAGCAGAGCAGACAGGCAACCAGAAUUCACACAGGUAGACAUAGAAAUGUCUUUCACCAGCAAGGAGGACCUCUAUGCAAUGAUUGAACAACUUCUGGAGUACUCCUGGCCCCGUGAUAAGCCCAAGCUAGAAACGCCGUUCCCAAGAAUGAGCUACUCGCAGGCAAUGGACGAGUAUGGCUCUGACAAACCAGACACAAGAUUUGAUUGGAAGAUUAUAGAUGUGACAACUGCUCUCAAGGGAUGUGGUCCUUCCAUGUUUGAUUCAGAGAAAGACGAGUUUACAAUAAGAGCAGUCAAUUGUAAAGGCGCAUUGGAGCACCUGUCUAGCAACGACUUCAGCAAGAUCCAGCAAGAAGCCAAAAAGCAUUUUACAGCUGGCAUCUUGGUCAUUCAGUGUAAGGAUGAGCACACCUGGAAAUCCCCCAUUGUGAAACACCUGCCAGAGACUAGCAGGCUUGAAGUGGGGAGGCUAGCAGGUGCAUCAGGGGGUGAUGUGCUGCUUGUCGCUGCAGGUGGACGCAGUAGUGUGACUAAAGUGCUGGGACAGUUAAGACUUGUGUGUGCUGAUAUGCUAGAAUCCAAAGGAGUUCCUGUGAGAGAUCCCGAUGUUUACCGUUUCCUGUGGGUGGAAGACUUUCCACUCUUUCUCCCCAGUGAAGACGGAGCUGAUGGGGACUUGGAAUCGUCGCAUCAUCCAUUCACAGCUCCAGUGCCUCAACAUGUUGACCUCAUGUAUACCGAUCCACUAAAGGUUCAAGGUCAACACUAUGAUCUGGUAUUGAAUGGUUCAGAGAUUGGUGGGGGAUCCAUCAGAAUACAUAACGCUGAACUGCAGGAGUACGUCUUGCAGAACAUUCUCAAGGAGGAUUCGUCUUGCUUGAGGCAUCUCUUAGAUGCCUUGCGGUCAGGCUGCCCGCCCCAUGGAGGCAUUGCAUUGGGUCUCGAUCGUCUCAUAUCCAUCCUUUGCGGGGAACCGUCUAUUCGUGAUGUCAUCGCGUUUCCCAAAACGAUAGAAGGUAACGAUCUGAUGAGUGGGGCGCCCUCUAGUGUUGAGGAUGUUGACUUGGCGCGGUACCAUGUCAGGAUUGAUAGUCCCAAAGAAAGUGAUGUUUCUGAAGAAUUGUGAUUCACAUGUUAACCCCUGCACGCCGGGUGAUGGCUAUAGCCGCGGACCAGUAUGCCCGCGUAUGCGGUCUGUGAGCUGCUGCUAGGCAGCUGCUACUGUGCAGUGCCGCUACUGGCGCUACUGUGCAGUGAAUCAUAUAAGCCUGUGUAGUGAGGCAUGAAAACCCGGCCACAAGGGGUUAAGUCAACGGUUGUGGUAGUGUAGCCUGUGUGCACAAGCACCCCCUCAAUGGUGAAAAGGAGAGAGGCUUGAAGGACAUUGCCACUAUGGGCUCUGUGCACAAGUACCCCCCUGGAAAAGCAAAAAAA
Patiria miniata (bat star) is the source of this 2359-nucleotide messenger RNA. RefSeq names its product aspartate--tRNA ligase, mitochondrial-like (gene dars2). The record is from RefSeq and is a predicted model, not a curated record. Lineage: Eukaryota; Metazoa; Echinodermata; Asteroidea; Valvatida; Asterinidae. Gene Ontology annotation, molecular function: nucleic acid binding; aspartate-tRNA ligase activity; ATP binding. Bases 117 to 2051 code for a protein of 644 amino acids. The transcript is spliced from 16 exons. Gene Ontology annotation, cellular component: cytoplasm; mitochondrion. Gene Ontology annotation, biological process: aspartyl-tRNA aminoacylation.